AUGGAUCCGGACGACGAAUUUCAAAAUGGUACUGAGGAAGAAAACAUGAUGUUCCUGAAGAUCCUGAUCGUUCUGGGCCAGGCCUAUUCCCUGAUAACCCUACUCGUCUUUUUUCUAUGCAAUCACGAAUGUGGGCUGGCCUGGGAUCUUGUGGAAAUCCCAACUCUACGCCGCUGUCUUUCUGAUCGCAGCUUUGUACUGCGCCAUUCGAUGCUUGCAGACGCGGAUGCCUUUCUGGAUGCAACUGACGCUGAUAUUUUGGGGGUUUGUGGUGAUGUUCAAUACUUGGAAGCUAAUAUACGCGAUGUGGCUAUCAUCGGGUACUUGAUGACGAUGAUGCACAUCUUUAUCACCUGCCUUCUCCUCUCUCGCUACAGCUCUAUUCGCGAUCGCCAACUAUUUUGGGAGGAGCGCGUUGCAGCGACGCUUGUCGAGUUAAAUGACGAUCAGAUCACAAUUUUGUCUGUU
Molecule: messenger RNA, 468 nt
Organism: Mesorhabditis spiculigera
Lineage: Eukaryota; Metazoa; Nematoda; Chromadorea; Rhabditida; Rhabditidae
Source: the annotation of a GenBank genome assembly